AUGGGUGGCAAGAUCUGGGUAGAAGCAAGCCUCAUCUCUGCUCGAGGCGUUAGGCGUUCUUCCUCCCUCUGGAAGAGGCAGUGGUUUGCUGUUGGUUGGAUUGAUCCCAAUAACAAGUACUGCACCAACGUUGCAAAAGAUGGCUCCGGAAAUGCAAACCCGACAUGGAAAACCAAGUUUGCUACUUUGCUGGAUGAUACGAAUUUCCAGGACAUGGCACUAACUGUUGAAGUGUACAGUCGAGAGCCCAUUUUCCUCAGGGAAAGCCUUGAAGGAACCGCGACCAUCCUCCUGAAAGAGUUUCUGGCAAAGUACAGCAGCAAGAAGAACUCCUCUUCCUCCUCCGGGUCUGAAGAAGUUGGGAGCUACCAGCUGCGGAAACGAAACUCUAACAAACCCCAGGGUUUUGUUGAUGUUUCGAUCCGUAUCUCCGAGGAAAGAGAAGAACCCAGUUCAUACCUGGCUACAGGUGGUGAUGAAGGAAUUAUACCGAUAGGCCACGGAAAUAAUCCCGAGCAUGGGGUCUAUCCAAGGGAGCUGUCACCUUUAGGCCCUUCCUGGAAACCUCAACAUCGCCCAGGCACCAAUGGAGGAGGUGGUCUACCUAUAGAUCAUGGAAAGAGUACAGGGCAAAUGGCCUACCCAAGGGACAAGCCGCCUUUAGCCCCAUUCAGGCAGCCCCAAUAUGCAUCGUCGAACUCUGAGUAUACUAAUCAUGUACCUUACCCUGCUGCAAAUCAUCCCAUCCCCUCUAUGGGACAACCUAGCUACCCACCACCAGUUCAUAGGACGGUGACUCCUCCCCCGCCGCCUCCUCCAGCUAAUGUUGGUUACAUACCAACCUUUCUUCCAAACUCAGAGUACAUAAACAUGCCGGCAUCUGCAGCACCAACUAGAGGAGGGGCAGCAAGACCGUCGGCUGCUGGUGUAGCCAUGGGAGCUGGAGUUGGAGGAGCUCUUGCUGCUGGUGCUGUGAUCUUCGGAGAUGAUUUCAUGUCGGGAUUUAGCAUCCCAUCAAGCUUACCAGAUCCUAGUCUUACAAUAUCUAUGGAUCCUACUUUCUGA
This is a messenger RNA of Linum trigynum, 1065 nucleotides long. The record is from the annotation of a GenBank genome assembly. NCBI's taxonomy places the organism in Eukaryota, Viridiplantae, Streptophyta, Magnoliopsida, Malpighiales, Linaceae.